Messenger RNA from Eupeodes corollae, 3465 nucleotides. Its product is annotated as mediator of RNA polymerase II transcription subunit 13. The transcript has 6 exons. Lineage: Eukaryota; Metazoa; Arthropoda; Insecta; Diptera; Syrphidae. Gene Ontology annotation, cellular component: nucleus. The coding region runs from base 1396 to 2643 and encodes 415 amino acids. The record is from RefSeq and is a predicted model, not a curated record.
GUACAAUAUCUAAAGACUGGAAUCCAAUCCAAAAGUCGAUUCUAGUCUAAAAAAAAAAGAAGUUAAAUACAAUAUUUCAACUGCGCUGCGACUGCGAUUCGCCGCAAAAGUAAAAUCAAUCCCAACUAUUCUACAAUCUACAAUUAGAGCUAAGUUAAUCUUCGCACAUAACUGCCCCGAAAAAACUUUAACACAAAAUCAACUAUUAAAUAAAUUAGAAGAAGAAGCCCUCAAAAUGUCAGAAUAAUAGCGUAACGAGAUGGAGGCGAAUCCCAGCCCUAGCCCCAGCGCCCAGCCAAGCGACAGCAGCAGCAGCAGUAGCAACAGCAACAGCAGCGAUAGACAGGCUGGCCAGGGAUAUUGUAAUUUAUAAUCUAAUACCUGCCCCCGCAAUCGCAAUAAUAAUAGUUUAAAACUCCUUAAAUAAUAUUUAUCAAUAUGUUGCUGUCGCCAUCGCCUUUGCCAUUCCUGUCGACGUCGCAAUUGCUAGGCAACCUCUGUAACUCGGGUAGAGUUUGACUCGGUUUUGUAUUCGUUCGUUUGAGUCAACAACAACGAAAACGAAACGAACAGCCCAGUAAUCAGCUCGGCACGGCACGCAUUACAGAAUUUCAGAGUUCAGCUUCAGACAUUUUGUAAAUAUAUUUAUCAUCAGCGCAAUAAUCGUAAUCGUAGUUUCUUCGUUUUCGUUUGGUUUUGAUUUGGACAUCGUCGUUUCGUCGUAGUCGUCGUCGUCGUACAUCGUACCCCGUACCUCGUACGUCGCCCAUCGUUCAUCGUCGUUUGUCGUUGCCCAUUGCCUAGAAAGAGAAGAAACUAAUUGCAUAACAUAUUUGUGUUGUGUGGUACUUUUCGGAUUCGGGUGUUUUUGUGUUUCGGUGUAGUUUGUUAGUAGUUUGGUUUCAGUGGUUGCUGGUUUGGUUUGGUUGGGUUGCCUUUGGCUUUGACUUGUGCUUUCGGUCGGCUUCGGCGUUCGACGUUAGACGUUAAACGUUCGGCUUUGGGUUUUAUCGGACGGACCGGACGGGUAGAAAUUGAUUGUUAUUGCUGCGCUGCGCGGUGGAGGCACGGCCAAAACCUGGACAGCCGCUACCUACCAGCGGAAAGUAGCCGUAGCAAGAAAGGAAUAUCAUCCACUUCCACUUGUACUUCAAUUUCCAUAGCGACAGCCCACAGCAUAGCUUGCCACAAAAAUCUGUGGUUAAGCGUUGAAGUUGAGAAUUGAAAAGAUUGAGAUUGACACAGGAAUAGGAAUAGGCAUAGGCAUAGGCACAGGCAUACAGCUCGUGAGCGAGCCAGAGCCAGAGCCAAGAGCGAGAGCGACGUCGACAUUUCGAAACGAAAACGAAACGUCCCAUCGCAUCCCAUUGAUUCCGCAGUCAUAGUCGAGAGGACAUGGCCGUGUUUUUGAUCAACAUCUGCAAAUUCAAUGGCUGCGGAAUCACAUUUCCUAGUUUGGGCGAUCUGAUCCAGCACAUCGAGGACACUCACAUUGACUAUGAUCCAAAAGUUGUUGAACAAAAAGAACAAGCACAACCUGCUUGUUUACCUCUCAGCUAUGUACUGCGUUUCAUAUCGGAUGCAGCACGCAAGGAGAGUCCAUUUUUGGGCUCCUCUGGAGUGGAGCUCAAACGAAAGCUGGCUAUCAAACACCAUAGCUACAGCUUAUCGUCUUCAAAUCGGAGCAACACCCCAACUGGUAGUGAACUGGACGAAGAUGAAAUGAUUGUCUCUGAGUCGGAGGAUAGUAAUGAUUCUUGGACUACAGAGGAAUUCAGUUCAGAGUUCAUUAUGAGAUAUGGGAGCAGGCAUUCCGGAUCGAGUAAUGGGACACCAGGGAAUGAGAAACCAUUCGCAUGUCCUGUUCCCGGAUGUAAAAAGCGAUACAAGAAUGUCAAUGGCAUAAAGUAUCACUCCAAGAACGGCCACAAAAAGGAUGGCAAAGUUCGUAAGGGUUACAAGUGUCACUGUAACAAGAAGUACAAAACUGCCCAAGGACUGAAGAGCCAUGCAUUAGUGGCACACAAUACGUCACCCGACAAUGUUUCCAAUGUUAUUGUACGCAGCACAUCACCCUCACAGUCGCUAGGCUCGCUUAGUCCGUCGAGUAUCAGCAACAUGUCCAGCAGCAAUGGCAGCUGUAACAACAUUAACCAGAGCACGAACGGUAACUGCAUUACUCAGGCACCUCCGCCACCUUCACUUCAACAGCAACAGCAACAAAGUCAGCAACAAACUCCACAGGUUAACCAUCUGACAAAUGGUGGUAGUAUACAACAGCAACAACAACAACAGCAGCAACAUACGUCUAUUACCACCACGAAUAGCAUCAAUCAAUCUGUUGCGGGUUCCACGGUUGCUGCUGCCAAUCAUUUAAUGCGCGGCAACAUUGGUCUCAUCUCCAUUAAGUCAUCAUCCAAGCCCAAUACGACGAAUCUUAUAGCGGCCAAUGUGACCGCCAGUAAGAUUCUGAAAUUAGCAGCGGCUUCAGCUGCUGCCAGCGGCAAUGAGGGCACCACAGCAAUUUUGGAAAACGAGAGCCCCCUGCCUCAUGGGAGUGUAAUUCAUUCGAAAACAAAUGCCACCCCUUUUGCUACAGAAAGUAUCGGCUCUGAGCAAUGUGAACAACCUUUGUCAUGUUAAUUAUUUUUUUUUUAUUUUAAUUUUUAGUUUCUUUAUUAUUAUUAUCUAUUCUUUUUCUUUUUGUUAUUUAAAUUAUAAUGAUGUAUAUUAUAUUAUUAAAAAAAGAAAACUAAAUAAUACACAUAUUUAUACAUACUAUAACUUUCGAAAAGUUCUUAUUUAUUUCUACAUAAUUUUUAAACAUAUUAUAAUUAAUUAAUAGAUUUAUUAAUAUUGUAUAUACAUACUUAUGUUUCUUCUAUUCAUGAUUGUUUCCAUUUAAAUUUUCCUUUCUCCUAUUUUUCGCAAAAUACUAUAUAUACACGUAAAAUGAAAAUGAAAACAAAAACAAAAAAAAAAGAGCUUUAUAAUGUGUAUGUAUGGCAAAAAUGGGAACUCUCCCUGAAUUGUAUUAUCCUUAAAUAUUAAUAAUAAUUAAAAACAAAUAGGCAAAUUUACACUAACCAUAAUGAAAAACAAAAAAAAAAUCUUAUUUUCUGUGUUGUUACAUUGGAAAUUAACAAAACUAUUAUUAAUUGUAUAAAAAUGUAAUUUUCUGAAGGGUUAUUCUUCACCUAGUCACUAUUUUAUUAGGUAAUUCAAAUCAAACAAACAACAAAAACAAAAAUUUACUGAAAUUAGGCGUAUUCCCAUUGUAUUAUUGUUAGAGCUUAAUUUGUUUUUAUUUAUCCUUUUUAAUUUAAAACAGAAAGAACAAAAUUUGUUUGUUAAACUCCCAAACCCCAAUUUUUAUGUAAAUCUAUUACAAUCUUUUGUGUUUUUUUAUUUUAUCAUAGUUUUAAACUUGGCUGAUAAUAAUAUUUUAAUAAGUUAUUCUUAAAA